Messenger RNA from Galleria mellonella (greater wax moth), 5722 nucleotides. RefSeq lists its product as uncharacterized. The record is from RefSeq and is a predicted model, not a curated record. Gene Ontology annotation, biological process: transmembrane transport. The transcript has 5 exons. Gene Ontology annotation, cellular component: membrane. The coding region runs from base 99 to 5405 and encodes 1768 amino acids. Lineage: Eukaryota; Metazoa; Arthropoda; Insecta; Lepidoptera; Pyralidae. Gene Ontology annotation, molecular function: transmembrane transporter activity.
GAUAUAGUCCUAUCUCAUAAAGACAUAAGAAAGAGCUGCUAAAAGUGCUAAACGUUUAACAAAAUAUUUUUUUAAACAUUAAAUCAUAAGAAACAAAAAUGGCUAAAAUAAAAAUAGAAAAUGCAACAAGCGAAUUACGGCUUGGGAACGUUGAAAAUUCACGAAUAUCAGAGAACAAAACAAGAAAUGAAGAAGUGGAUUACGAUGACUUAUUAUCAUCGGCUGGUGAAUUUGGACGCUAUCAAAUAAUUUUGUUUUUCUCUACAUUUCCAUUCUACGUAUUUGGUGUUUUCGUGUAUUAUUCACAACUGUUUAUGACUGAUGUAUCACCGAACCAUUGGUGUUGGAUUCCCGAGUUAGAGAAUUUAACAGCUCUUGAACGUAGAACUUUGGCUAUACCUUCGGAUAUUGAUGCACAUUUUGGAUAUUCGCAGUGUCAAGCAUAUAAAGUUAAUUGGACUGAAGUAUUAUUAAAUGAGGUAACACCUAAUGAAACAUGGGAUACUGUACCGUGUCAACACGGGUGGGAGUUCAACAAAAGUGAAAUACCAUAUCCCACAAUAUCAAGUGAUCUUGGUUGGGUCUGUGAUAAAAACAGCUAUCAAGCGACAGCUCAAGCAAUAUUCUUCCUUGGAUCUAUCACUGGAGGUUUUAUUGUCGGAUGGAUUGCUGAUCGUUUCGGUAGAUUACCAGCAAUCGUCAGUAGUAAUUUAUUGGGAUGCAUCGGCGGCAUUAUAAGCAUGUUCGCGACAAAUUUGAUCGAGUUCUCCUUAUCUAGAUUUGUUAUGGGAAUGGCGUAUGAUAAUUGCAUGAUGAUGGCUUACUUAAUAGUACUGGAGUAUGUUGCGCCAAAGUAUAGGAGCUAUGUAUCGAAUAUGGCAUUCGCUCUCUUUUAUGGUUCAGCUGCUACAGCUUUACCAUGGAUAGUCUUACUUUGUGGUCACUGGAAGACCAUAGCUUUGGUAACAAGUUUGCCGAUGGCGUUAGCUAUCUUGGCUCCAUUUUUUAUACCAGAGAGUCCAAGAUGGUUACUAUCAAAAGGACGCAUUGACGACGCCAUUAAAAAAGUUCUUACAAUAGGACGAAUUAAUAAGAAAGAAAUUUCACAAAAAUUAAUAGAGCAGUUUAAAAAUUCUGCCUCGAAGAUAACAGUAGAAAAAAGUGAUAGCAAUUUAGAAAUAUUAAAGAGGCCUUUACUCAGACGUAUGUUUAUUUGUAUCUGUGUAGAAUAUAUGUGUUGUACGAUAGUAUUUGACGGUCUAGUGAGAAGUCUUAAACAGUUAGAAUUCGAUUACUUCCUGACAUUUUCAUUGGUCUCAUUUACUGAGUUUCCAUCUUCCGUUUUAACAGCCUUCGUAAUGGACUGGAUGGGAAGAAGAUGGCUUUCCUCAAUUGUUAUGUUUAUAAGUUUUAUUUUUUCAAUACUGACAGUUUUCACCAGUGGAUUAACAUCGGUAUUGUUCGCUGUUAUAGCCAGAUUCGCAGUUAAUAUAUCGUACAGCGCUGCUAUGCAGUGGGCUGCGGAAAUGAUGCCUGUUACAGUUAGAGGAUCUGCUGUCUCGAUAGUCCACAUUUGCGGAUAUGUUGCCACUGUAAUAUCUCCAUACAUUAUUUAUUUAGAAACAUACAUAUACUGGUUACCUUUGAUCUUGAUUGGCUGUAUAGCUGGUUUUGGCGGAGUUCUUGCUUUGGUCCUACCGGAAACCGCAGGAAAAGACAUGCCUCAAACAUUUGAAGAUGCUGAAGAUUUGGUAAGAUCCUUAAGAUUUUGGGAGGUACCGUUCUUACAAACGUCAAAGAAAAAUAGUGCCGAGGGAAAUAUAAAUGAGAGUUUUGAGAUAUCAAAUAAAAUUAUUAAAAGAGUUGAAGCAAUUUUCAAGAGUAGAACAACACACACGAGACAUGAAAAUCAGAACAGAAAGCCUGAAGAAUUUUUAGACACCCUCAAACAGACUUUAGCACUGAAAGUUCAUCGACUCAGGAGAUAUAAGAAAGCAAUGCAAAGGAAAAGGGACAACAUAAUAUUUGAAACUAACGAAAAAUUAUUUUAUAAAAACUUGCAUAAAUUAGAAACUAACAUGAUUGCUGAAGAAAACUUAGAAUUACCAACACAAACGCAAUUAGAAACAUUUUGGUCUAACAUUUGGGAAGAACAAAUACACUACAAUGACAAAGCUGAUUGGAUAGAGGAAGAAAAGAAAAUGUGGAAUACUAUUGAAGAAAUGGAGUUUAAUGAAAUAAAAGAGAUUGAUAUCGCAGACAUUACGAGAAAACUUCAUAAUUGGAAAUCACCUGAUAAAGAAAUGAAAAAGCUUUUAGAAGUCACUACAAAUUUUAGUAAAGAUAUUAACAUGAAAUUUGGACUAGAAAAGUGUAAAACAGUACAUAUUAUUAGAGAUAAGGUACAACUCGGCAACUACACAAUCGAUGAUAACAAUACAAUUACAGCUUUAGAGCCAAACGAAGUAUAUAGGUGGUCAAAAACUGAUAUAGAACUAAUAGAAAGAACUACUCGAACCAUACUUACGAAACAUAACAACUUGCAUCCUAAAUCUGCUAUAGAAAGACUUACUAUUAAACGACAGAACGGAGGCAGAGGUCUAAUAGAUAUAAGUCACAUGUGGCAAAAACAAAUAACAGGACUAAGAACCUUCUUUCGUUCAAAAUCUAACACUGGUACUUUACACAAAGCAAUCGUCCAAAAUGACCAAAAUUACACUCCCCUAAACCUAAAUAAUCAAACAAAUACAGAAAUUUCUACAAUUAGUGAACUGCAAAAUAAAAAAAUAGAAAAUUGGAAGAAAAAAACACUACAUGGAAGGCACCCUCAUGAUCUAGAACAAACACAUAUAGACAAAACGGCAUCGAAUCAAUGGCUGAAAAUAGGCAAUUUAUUCCCAGAAACAGAAGGGUUCUUAAUUGCAAUACAAGAUCAAAUCAUAAACACCAAAAAUUACAGAAAAUUUAUUAUUAAAGAUCCAACCAUAUCUAAUGAUAAGUGUCGCAAAUGCCAUAUUCAGCCUGAAACAAUUCAACAUAUAACAGGGGCAUGUGUAAGUCUUACACAAACUGAUUACACACACCGACAUAAUCAGAUAGUCAACAUCAUUCACCAAACCCUAGCACAGAAACACAAGCUUAUUGAAGACACAAACACUCCAUAUUAUAAAUAUACCCCACAAACCGUGCUGGAAAAUUUAACAUGUAAAGUAUAUUAUGAUCGAGCCAUACUUACCGACAGGACCAUCCAUUAUAAUAGACCGGAUAUUACCCUACAAGACAAAAUAAAUAAAAUAACUUACCUUAUUGAUAUCGCAAUUCCCAAUACACACAAUCUCCAAAAAACAAUAGCUGAGAAGAUUAACAAAUACGCUGAACUUAAAGAUGAAAUCACAAGAAUCUGGAAACAGGAAAAAGUUUACAUAGUACCGAUAGUCCUUUCAUCUACAGGUGUCAUUCCCAACCAUUUACACCAUAGUCUAAAACAAAUAGGUCUACGAAAAAAUCUCUACAUCUCCCUACAAAAGGCUGUUAUAACAUUCAAACAUACACACUGCACUUACUUGGUCACGUACCCAAAAUCAACUAAAACAUUUGACAAGCAUUUCGAAAGAGAUUUUGAAUGCUACAAGUAUGUGCUACUAAAUAAAAUAACAUUUAUAAUGAGUUUAUUUGAACAAAAUAAAAUAAAUUUGAAUCCACAGCAAGAUGUAAGUGAAGACGUUUCGAUAAAAAAUAAAGAGUUACAAGUUAAAGAAGUGAAUUACGAUGAAUUAUUAUCAUCAGCCGGUGAAUUUGGUCUUUAUCAAAUAUUGCUUUUCUUUUCAACAUUUCCAUUUUAUGUAUACGGUGCUAUAUCAUACUAUUCACAACUAUUUAUUACCGAAGUAUCACCAAACCAUUGGUGUUGGGUUCCCGAGUUGCAAAACUUAACAUCAGAAGACCGAAGAUCUCUUGCGAUACCUUUAGACAAUGGAGCUCACUUUGGAUAUUCACAGUGUACUGUGUAUGUAGCCAAUUGGACUGAAAUAUUGUUAACUGGUCAAAGUCCUAAUGAAACGUGGGCCACUGAAUCCUGCCAACACGGAUGGGAGUUCAACAAAAGUGAAAUACCAUAUCCGACAAUAUCAAGCGAGCUUGGAUGGGUUUGUGACAAAAAUAGCUAUCAAGCGACAGCUCAAGCAAUAUUCUUUCUUGGUUCAAUUACUGGAGGUUUUAUCAUUGGAUGGAUUGCUGAUCGUUAUGGUAGAAUACCAGCUGUUGUUAUUAGUAAUUUACUGGGAUGUAUCGGUGGCACUGCUAGUGUAUUUGCAAGAGACUUUAUUGAGUUCUCAAUAUGCAGAUUUUUUAUGGGAAUGUCAUAUGACAAUUGUAUGAUGAUGGCUUACUUAAUAGUCCUGGAGUAUAUGGCACCGAAGUAUAGGACUUUUGUAUCGUAUAUGGCAUUCGCUCUUCUUUAUGGUCCAGCUGCUACAGUAUUACCGUGGAUAAUUCUACUUUGUGGACAUUGGAAGACUAUAGUUUUAGUAACAAGUUUGCCAAUGGCAUUAGCUAUUUUGACUCCGUUAUUUUUACCAGAGAGUCCGAGAUGGUUAUUAUCAAAAGGACGCAUUGACGAUGCUAUUGAAAAAGUUGUAACAAUAAGCCGAAUAAAUAAAAAAGAAAUAUCGUCUAUACUUAUAGAGAAGUUUAAAAUGACUUCAUCUAAAACAAAAAUAGAAGAAGAUUCGAGUUGUUUGGAAUUAUUAAGAAGACCUUCAUUAAGAAGAAUGUUAAUUUUUAUUUGUUUAACGUAUAUAUGUUGUACAAUAGUGUUCGAUGGACUAGUGAGAGAUAUUAAACAAUUGGAAUUCGAUUAUUUCUUGACAUUUUCGAUUGUUUCAUUUACCGAGUUUCCGUCAAUGAUAAUCGCCGCGUUUAUUGGGGAGUGGAUGGGCAGAAGAUGGAUGACCUCGAUAUUUUUGUUUGUUAGUUGCGUAUGUAGUAUUAUAACGGUUAUCAGUGAUGGUUGGAUAUCGACACUAUUUGCUGUUGUAGCCAGAUUUGCAGUUAAUAUGUCAGGCAGUGCAACUACACUUUGGACGGCAGAAAUGAUGCCUGUUGCUGUUAGAGGAUCUGGUGCUUCAAUUGCGCAUAUCUGUAGUUACGUUGCAACCGUGAUUUCACCUUAUAUUAUUUAUUUGGAAACCUAUAUUUAUUGGUUACCAUACGUAAUAAUUGGAUGUGUAGCUGGACUUGGAGGUGUGAUAGCUCUAACUUUACCGGAGACUGUACGAAAAGAUAUGCCUCAAACUUUUGAAGAUGCGGAAGAGUUGAUGAAAUCUUUACGGUUUUGGGAUAUGCCAUUUCUAUCAAAGAAAAAAAGUAUUGAUGGCAAGAUAAAUGAAGGUUUUGAAAUGAAAUAAUGAUAUGUUUUCAUGCACAUAUAAAGAGAUAGCAAUCUAAUUUUGUUACUAGUUUUAUGCAAGCAUGGAUUGAUUUUGAAGACUUCUUUUUAUAGAUUGCCGUUUAUAUUAAGCUAUUAACAUUAUGAUGCUGUAUAAACCUACCGAUACCGUAUACUGAUAAACAUACCGGUAGUUAAUAUGAAAUUUAUGAGAUUUCAGUUUUUGUCGUUACCUUAUGGAGCUCAAUAUAUUAGUGUUGGACAUUUUUCAGACAAUGACCAGGAUUGUAAUUAUGAUAAAAACAAAAGUGAUUUUAAAUAAAAUUAUUGUGAUGG